AUGAUAAUUAAAAAGUUCUCUGAGACAAAGCACCUUCUUCACCACAGGUCCUUAUGCACAGACUUCAUUCUGCAUCUGCAUCUGAAUGUGCAUCCACCCUCGAAGAAGCAUUACAGUACCAACUUGAUUUCUCCCGUAUGGCGCUGUUUAAGAAUCCCCGGGAGCAGUAACAGAGGUAGGCCUAUCCACACGCAGAGUAAGCUGAGUUCACAAAAUGGAUCUGUACCCAACAUAUUCGAAGAAGAAUUGAAUAAUGUGUUUAAUGAGUACCCACUAUCUACUCAAAGGAAGAGACCGAUUGGUGAUGAGGAAAUAAUUAUAACGGAUGAGGAGAGGGAUGAACUAAAGAAAAUUGGAAAUGUCGUCAAGCUAGAUCAGUCCUCCUACGGAGUGGUGCUCCAAAUUAAUAAGAACAACGUAAUUUUGGGUAGGGUGAAGAAUGACAGUUUGGUGGAUACAGAAGCAGAGGUAGAGGAGGAUGCCACGGAACAUGUAUUCAAACAGAAGGCCGAAACAAAUGUGUACACCCCUUACGAGUACCUUAAUUACCUCUUAUCAAAGGAUCCAAUCAAUCAGCUAAACAUAUUUACGGAUAGGGUGAAGGAGACCUACCAUCGGAAGGUAGCCGUAAAGCAGCUGAACACCAAUUUAUUAUUUAUAGAUCUAUUUAAUAAGGUAAAUUACGGACAAAAGGUCUGUAUCUCUGGGGAAAAGGAUGCAGGAAGGAGAGAAGUUAUCCAAUCUAUUCUGUAUGAGAAUUUAUUGACCAACUUGAUUCACAAGAAUGAGCAUUUUUUUAUCAUUUGUUCGAAUGGUGCCAAGUCGGAGACUCUUGAUCUGUUCCGUGACCUGCACAAAUGGUUAGCCUUCGCUUGUUCAGGGGAAGGGAAAACCCAUUUAUCGGGCAGUCUGUCGGGUAGUUUGCCAGACCAAUUUGAGGACGAUUUUCCAGAUACCCUUCCGUAUGCGCACAAACUGUAUUCCAAGAACUAUUCGCUUGACGGUGUCAAGGUACCGAACGACGUGUUGUUGAUAUGCACUCCUCCCCAAGGUGGGUCCAAGGUGGCCACAUACAUCUCGCCACUCCUCCCCCUCUAUAAUUUGGAGGAGUACAAAAGGAAGUACAAAAAUAUCGUACUCAUAUUUUAUGAUGUGGCCACGUAUAGUGAAGUUUGUUCUGAACUGCAAAAGGAGAUGAAUAUCUUUGUGAGGAAUUACGGGAAACAAAUAGGGGAGGCCUUCGGGGGAAGGUCCGCCAGGGGUGUAACGAUAAUCCCAGGAGAAGCACUACCCCCACCGACAACUCUGCCACUCUCUGUGCAUACCAUCCUUUCUAAAUACAUGGCAAUGUCUAAGUAUCCUCACUUUGUGGAAGAAAUAAUGGGGGAAAACACCCCAGCGGAAGAGUCCAUAAAAAGUGAGAACACAAAUAAUGUAAGUGAGGAGAAAACUCCCAAGGAGAGCCACAUGAGUAGGGCAAAACAUGUUCCGAGUUGUAAAUACGGUGAUGCUGUGCUACAGAUGGAGGAUAAAGCAGUACGAAAUGAAAGCCAAAUAACUGACAGUGUAACAACUUUUUGCUUCUUCACCGAAAGUAAGCAAAGUAAGGAAAGUAACCCCGCCACGGAGUAUACAUUAUCAUUAAGCGAAAACAACAUACACAUGUUGAAAAACCAUUUAAAUAUCCAUCCAGACUUCAACAUAAGUCAAGCAAUUAAAAAGAUCACCAAGGAUGAAAAUAAAAUAUGGGAAAUUAUAAAAGACGAAAUAAAAAAAAUAUAUGAACGAAAAAAUGAACUUACAGCAUUAAAUGAAAAUAAAAAAAAUUACAAAAUUUUUAUUGACCAUUGGGAAGAAGAAGAUCUUAUACAUUAUAAUAAUAUUUAUUACAUUUUGACAUGUGCAAAUUAUUAUAUGUCCACUUUCUGUUCCUUUCAGAUGAUUGUUUUUUUACAAAUAUUGUUACGAUAUAAUUUUACUAACACGACAAUAUCAAGGAAAAGUGUGCAUUCUUUUUUUUUGCAAUUUUUGCAUUUUUAUUUGUCCAAUGAAAAGUACUUGUCCCUCCUUCGGGAUGCGUAUUAUCAGCAGCUUCGUUCAUUUAGUGACCUGGAAAAUGCUCGAGCUUUUAUGCGCAAAAUGGACUUCGUUUUACGUUGCUUGCGCCCUCCCUUCCGUUACGUUACGUAG
Messenger RNA from Plasmodium knowlesi strain H, 2190 nucleotides. RefSeq names its product conserved Plasmodium protein, unknown function. The record is from RefSeq and is a predicted model, not a curated record. NCBI's taxonomy places the organism in Eukaryota, Apicomplexa, Aconoidasida, Haemosporida, Plasmodiidae. The transcript has a single exon. The coding region runs from base 1 to 2190 and encodes 729 amino acids.